AUGAAAGUUUCCACAUUCAUCUCCCUCAAUAUUCUGGCAGCAGGAAGCGCCUUUGUUCCUCCCGCCCAACCUACUGUAAAAGCUGCCUCCAAAUUGGAAAUCAAUCAAAGCCCACUGAAUGCUGAUCGGCAAGCAAGAACUGAAGCAGAAGGGUCGUUCCAAUCAUCAUCAUCAUCAUCAUCAUCUUUCGCCUUGGAUGGACUUGACCACAAUCACCAUGUAAACCGCCGCUCCGCCAUUGCUGGAUCCAUGGGAAUGAUGCUCCUUGCACCGACGGCUGUAUCCAUUCUCGCGGGUAAUGCUCCAGUCGCAAAUGCAGCAGCAACAACCAAUACGAAUGCGAUCCCAACCUGGACGUUAGACAACAAUGUCCAAAUGCCCAAAUUGGCAUUGAAUACGGUUGGUCUUUCUAUGGCGGAAACGGAACAGGCGGUUCAAUUGGCCGUCGCCGAGGGCAUCACACAUAUCGAUUUCCAUCCGGGAAAGGAACGAGAUGGAGUGGCCCAAUAUUUGGCCAAACAACAACAACAACAACAACAAGGUGGCUCAUCUCGUCCCAAAUUGUUUUUGAAUACCAAGAUUCGCAAGGCUCCCCCCGGCACCUCGGCCAAGGAUGCGGCCGAGCGAACUAGGAAUCAAAUCGACGAAGAUAUGAAGGCUUUGAACGUGACGAGUGUGGACAUGCUCAUGCUUCGUGACAGUCCCGAUUGCGACGUCAUGCAAGCUCAAUGGGCCGUGUUGGAAGAAGCUCUGGUCAGUGGCAAGACACGGUCCAUUGGAGUCAUCAACUUUUGCGAAAAGGCAUUGACUUGUAUAUUGCAAACGGCCAAGGUCAAGCCAGCCUUGGACUAUUACAUGUUGCAUGUUGGCAUGGGACGUGACCCUCUUGGAUUGCGAUCCUUUUGCGAUUCCAAAGGCAUUCGAACCUUUGCCUAUGGCGCCUUGGGCGAACCGGGACCCAAUGACGAAAUUUUGAAGAGCCCACUUUUGACCAAGAUUGGCAGGGCCCACAACAACAAAUCGCCCGAAGAAGUGGCACUCCGGUGGGUAUUGCAAACGGGAGCCGCGGCAUCGGUGCGUCCCAGUACCACCUUUGGACUCGGAAUGGGGGCCUGCGUCGAGCCCGAUUGUGGAAAUGGAAUUGCCAAACGAGCCAAGAGUUAUUCCUGGUCGUUGACGGACCAGGAAAUGGCCGAGCUAGAUGCCAUGACAUCGCCCAACGAUAACCCAACUCUCUUUUCAACGUCUGGAUGUCCCAAUGCCUUUGUCAUGCCAAAGUAG
Molecule: messenger RNA, 1281 nt
Organism: Cylindrotheca closterium
Lineage: Eukaryota; Bacillariophyta; Bacillariophyceae; Bacillariales; Bacillariaceae
Source: the annotation of a GenBank genome assembly